Messenger RNA from Ceutorhynchus assimilis (cabbage seed weevil), 2100 nucleotides. The record is from the annotation of a GenBank genome assembly. NCBI's taxonomy places the organism in Eukaryota, Metazoa, Arthropoda, Insecta, Coleoptera, Curculionidae.
AUGGAAGGAAUGAUAAUAAAACAGGAAUACAAACAAAAGGUGGAACAAGAAGAAACUACGAUUUUCUCUCCAGAUGAAAAUAUCCAAUUGAUCCAGAUAGGAGAUGGAACAUACACUUACGUAAUUGAAAAUCCGGAUGAUAUUAAUGAAGACGAAGUGAUCCAGUAUGAUUUAUCUGAAGACGCUUCGAAUCAAGAGCAUUUUUUUAUUGAAGAAUAUGAUGGAAACUAUGAAGAGGAAUCCCAAUUUGAGACCGUUUAUGUUGAAACGGGAGACUAUCAACCUCAAGAGGAAGAGAUUUAUACAAUUUCAGAAGAAAUCGAAGAAGAGCAAAUCCCUAUUGUUGAAGAAAUUGUAGAGGAGCUUCCUGUACAAAGCUCAGAAAAUUAUGAAGUCAUUUAUGAAUGCAGUAUUUGCCGUAAAGGUUACAAAACAUCUGCAGGUGUAAAAAGGCACAUAAAUGUUUCUCAUUGUGAGAAAUAUACGGAAAAGGAAGACGAAUUGCAAUUCUCUUUGUGUCAUUGUUGCGGAGAACCAUCAGAUUCAGCUCAUACGACAGGUGACUUUGAGUGUGAAGCAUGCAAUAAGUUAUUUAUUUUGAAAAAAUCCUUGGACCGGCACAAGUGUAUCGAACAUCCUCAUCCUGUAGACAAUUUCGAGUGUUACGAUUGCAAAAAAACCUUUUCCACCAAAGAACUUUUAAUUGAACAUAUCAAAGUGCACUCGUUGCAAUCGGUAAAGUGCGAGGGAUGCGGCAAAGAGUUUUCCAGAAAGUUUCAUUUGGCAAGGCACCUCGAACAGACUGAGUGUUUGGGACAGCCUAAGCAGGGUUACGAGUGUAGGGUAUGUCAGAAAUCGUUUACUCGUAAAGACAAUCUAGCGGCACACCUUAAAGGCCACGCUGGACUAACGACGAACCGCAAAAAGAAGCAUAACACUUGUACGUUUUGCCGCAAAGAAUUCAGUACAACGGCCUUGUUGCAAAUCCACGUUCGCACUCACACAGGUGAAAGGCCAUACGGCUGCGACAUUUGCGACAUGAAAUUUCCCUCUUGCGGUGCGAUGAAAAAACACCGACGUACCCAUACCGGAGAAAAACCGUAUUCGUGUCCGGAAUGCGACAAAAAAUUCGCCGCCAAAGAAACUCUGAAUCGUCAUUGGCGGACUCACACGGGAGACAAACCCCACAAGUGUCAGUUUUGUGGAAAAUCGUUCAUUCAAGCGGUCCAACUUCGAGCGCAUAUUUUCCAUCAUACUGGAGAGAACGCUUACAAUUGCCGUUAUUGUAACAGAGCCUUUAAUCGCAAAUCACGUCUUACUACUCAUAUUAAGUUUGUUCAUGAGGGCGCCGAACGUUUGUCUUGUCCCAAAGAAGGUUGUUCCAAAUUAUUUUUUCGUCAAGAAGACAUACAGCGCCAUUUACUAUCACAUAGUGGCCAAAAGCCUCAUGUGUGUAAUGCAUGCGGCAAAACAUUUUCAAUAAAAUCUUCAUUAAAAGCACAUUUAAACGUCCACAAAAAAGAGUCUCCAGUUAUUUGUGAAGUUUGCAAUAGAGCCUUUUUGAGAAAAGACUGUUUAAUGAGGCACAUGCGAACAAAACAUAGAGACGUGCUCGAAGAUGUUAUGGCCAAUGCGGAAAAAAAACGACUUCAAAGUCAGCUACUUCAAGCUAUUGCUAAUCAAUCUAUCGACAAAGAGGCCUUAAAAGAGACAAUCGUCUGGAACGAAUUGACUUUUACCGAUUCCAUCAAGGAGUUGUUGGAAUUAUUAGUCGAUGAAGAUUGUUUGGAGGAAUUCGGUCACCCAGAAACGCCUGUGGAUAGAGUUUUAGAUUCGGUCAUACGACGGUGUGGCUAUAUUCCCGCAACCCAGUGCGAUUAUUUAACAAAGAUGCGAGAAAAUGCCAAAUUAUUGUUUGCAGUAGUCAUUGAUGAUGAAACAGCGAAAGACCUUCUUGAAGAACACACUGUUGAUGAAAUAAUUUUGCACUUAUUGAAGUUAGCUAGGAAACAAGUUGUCUUGAAUGAACAAGAGGAUAAGUUGGUAACUGAAAAAUUAGAAGAAGAUGUAGAUGAUCCAGAUGAUAUAAAAGAAUUGUAA